This is a messenger RNA of Nicotiana tabacum (common tobacco), 1156 nucleotides long. Its product is annotated as protein WHAT'S THIS FACTOR 9, mitochondrial-like. Lineage: Eukaryota; Viridiplantae; Streptophyta; Magnoliopsida; Solanales; Solanaceae. The record is from RefSeq and is a predicted model, not a curated record. Gene Ontology annotation, molecular function: RNA binding.
CUUUCCGGGAUCUUUUACGGAAGAGUAAUGGACGAUUUCCAAUUUCAGUUUUCGUGCAAACUUUUUUAAUGGAAAAAUGCAAAAAUUAUCAAAACGUCUACACUCGUCAAUAGUAUAUCGUUUUUUUGCUCUCUCUCUCUCUCUCGGUGGAAGUUUUGGUUUUUCCUCUUCCAUUUUUUUUUUCUCAUUCGCAGCCCAUCCGUUCUGUUCUUCAGGUUUGCCUCCAUACGUCGUCGCUUGCCUUUAAUUCCGCCGGUGACCGGUGAAUAUAUGUGCGGGUUAUUCAGCCAUUGUCAUUGUUUCAAAUUUAUCAUCAAGAAGGAUAGGUGUAAAAAGGCGAGGCAGCCAGUAUAACAUAGUGGCCUCCAGGAGUGCAGGUGACCAGUAAAGUGUAUUAGCUAGCUGUCACUGGAGAGUGUUAGCUUGCCAGAGGAAGUACUAUGAUUGCUGCUUUUCAGCUCCAUUAAACUGUACGAUAUUCUUCUUAGUUGGCUCAGAGCACGGGCCAACGGCAGCUAGUAUAUAUAACUCAGUGUGUUUUUAUUUUCAAUUGACUAUCAACCUGCUGCCUCUCCCAAGACCUGAAAAGCCACAGUCAAACAGCACAAAAACAAUAAAGAAGGUGAUGGCGAUGAUCGUCGGGAGAAGCAGAAACUCUGUAUGUCUCUUGCACGAAGUCCUCUCUUCCAGCCACUCACUUCCCUGCUCAUACAUCCAGAGACAGACCUAUGUAGAUGUGUACAUGAAAUGGAAGAAAGACUCUUUUUUUGACUCCAUUGAUACCAUUCACAGAUCAGUUCAGCUCAAGCCUUUAAUUGCUCUCAAGAACUGCAUAGUCUCCUCUUCACCUGAUGAUUAUUGCGUCCCCAUUUCUGCUAUUUCAAAGAAAGGCUUAGAGUUAGGAAUACCCAUUAAGGUUGCCAGGUUCUUGAGGUUGUACCCAUCUGUUUUUGAGGAAUUUACUGGCCCUAAUUACAAUUUGCCUUGGUUUAGGCUGACCCAGAGGGCUGUUGAGCUUGAUAGAGAGGAGAGAGAGGUGUAUGUAAAAUUUAAAGAUGAUAUCGUUUCGAGGCUGAAGAAGUUGAUACUGAUGAGUGGCAGGGAAAAGAUGCUUCCUUUAAAGGUAAUUCAGGGUCUGCAAUGGUAUUUGGGUUUA